Molecule: messenger RNA, 1077 nt
Organism: Eruca vesicaria subsp. sativa (arugula)
Lineage: Eukaryota; Viridiplantae; Streptophyta; Magnoliopsida; Brassicales; Brassicaceae
Source: the annotation of a GenBank genome assembly
AAAUCUCAUACACACAAACCCAUUACUCCUCGAUGGGUGACACUAAGGAGGAUGGUUCUGGCUCUAGGCGAAAAACGUUGCUUAAGGAAAAAAGAGCAUAUUUUUUUAGAAAAUGGACAAGCGUCGAUGUAAUGAGAGCUUCAAGUGUUGUGGCCGUGCAUUUGUUGUGUGUCCUGGCUCCUUUUAACUACAAAUGGGAAGCUCUCCUGUUCGGUUUUAUUCUCGCUGCGGUGACUAACCUCAGCAUUACAUUCUCGUACCAUAGAAACUUGAGUCACAAGAGCUUUAAGCUACCUAAAUGGCUUGAAUAUCCAUUUGCUUAUUCAGCACUUUUUGCGCUUCAGGGUCAUCCAAUAGAUUGGGUGAGCACACAUAGGUUCCAUCACCAGUUCACAGAUUCGGAACGUGACCCACAUAGCCCUAUCGAAGGAUUCUGGUUCAGUCAUGUCUUGUGGAUAUUCGACACCAGUUACCUCAAAGAAAAGUGUGGUGGACGUAACAACGUGAUGGACUUGAAACAACAAUGGUUCUAUAGGUUUCUACAAAAGACAACUGGUCUCCACAUCAUGACGUUUUGGACCCUCAUCUAUUUAUGGGGUGGUCUACCUUACUUAACUUGCGGCGUGGGUGUUGGAGGAGCAAUCGGUUACCACGGGACAUGGCUCAUAAACUCAGCAUGUCAUAUUUUGGGCUCGCGAGCGUGGAACACCAAAGACACAUCUCGUAACAUUUGGUGGCUAGCACCAGUGACGAUGGGAGAAAGCUGGCACAACAACCACCAUGCCUUUGAGGCCUCGGCUAGGCAUGGACUGGAAUGGUAUCAGUUAGACAUAACUUGGUACCUUAUUAGAUUCUUCCAGGCUCUCGGUUUAGCCACCGAUGUCAAAUUGCCUUCAGAAGCUCAGAAACGCAAGAUGGCUUUUUAAUCUCAUCUCUAAUUUCUAUCUAAUUCAUUUUCAACCUUAAUUUUAUUCAUCACACACUCUCUUGUUACUAUGUAAAACAUUAUUUGCGAAUAAUCAUGAACUUGUAAAACUGGUCGAUUCAAAACACUUACUUAAUAAAGUACAUUGCACG